This is a messenger RNA of Arvicola amphibius (Eurasian water vole), 807 nucleotides long. Its product is annotated as acyl-coenzyme A synthetase ACSM3, mitochondrial-like. The record is from RefSeq and is a predicted model, not a curated record. Gene Ontology annotation, molecular function: fatty acid ligase activity; fatty-acyl-CoA synthase activity. Lineage: Eukaryota; Metazoa; Chordata; Mammalia; Rodentia; Cricetidae. The coding region runs from base 4 to 456 and encodes 150 amino acids. Gene Ontology annotation, cellular component: mitochondrial matrix. Gene Ontology annotation, biological process: acyl-CoA metabolic process; fatty acid biosynthetic process. The transcript has 4 exons.
CAAAUGUUAUUUGCUUUGCAGGAUAAUCCUUCAAAAACAGCCUCAACUCUACGAGGGAAUUUUUACAUCACUGGGGACAGGGGCUAUAUGGAUGAAGAUGGCUAUUUCUGGUUUGUUGCGAGAUCAGACGAUAUUAUAUUAUCCUCUGGCUACCGAAUUGGACCAUUUGAAGUAGAAAGUGCCUUGAUAGAACAUCCUUCCAUUGCAGAAUCAGCUGUUGUCAGCAGCCCAGACCCUGUCAGAGGAGAGGCAGUAAAGGCUUUUAUUGUUCUGAAUCCUGAUUACAAGUCACAUGAUCAAGAACAACUGAAAAAGGAGAUUCAGGAGCACAUGAAAAAGACUACAGCGCCUUACAAAUACCCCAGAAAGGUGGAAUUCAUUGAAGAACUGCCAAAGACUGUCAGUGGGAAGGUCAAAAGAAAUGAACUGAGGAAAAAAGAAUGGAAAACUAUUUAAACUCCAUCCACUAAUUAUUCAGAUAUCUAUAAACAAAUUUAGUGUCUACAGUCUGCAGGAACCACAGGUUAUAUGGGCAAAUUGCUUCUAAACUGAAUUUAAAGUACUUUAUAUUAAUAACAUCAGAGGCUGAAUUCUGAAAGCAAAUAGUCAGUGAAUCCUUCUAUGUUCACGUCAAUGUUCCUGCAAUUUGGCAGCAUAAAAGAAGGUUAUCAGGUGCUGAGAGGUUUUAAAACUAUUUUAGAGAAAGUGUCUAAAUCAAAUUUCUAUCGCACUGAUUUUCAAAAUGUAACUGAAUAGUUCUAAUGUGUUAAUUACAAAUCAGAACAAAUAUUAAAGCUCUUAAAAAAA